AUGUCAACUUAUAUCUCGAGCCAAGAACUAGACGACGCGAUUUCCUUCACUGUACCACUCUCAAACUAUGAUACAGAUAGCCUUUGCAGGAACUAUAGUUUGCGAAGACAUAGGUGGGAGGCUGAGGCUAACGCAGGAUCCCAUAAAGCAAGAUUGGACUGGAUCAAGUAUGUCGGGCCUACGGAACAGUUUGGGGGAUGCAAUCCCAUCAAUGGCAAUUUCUCAGCUUUAGCUUUACCGCUCACAAAGCCUGAACGUAUGAGACUAGUUGCUUAUGUACUUGAGUAUAUAUUUCUGUAUGACAGUGUCAUCGAACUUGAAAAGCCAGACGACGAUCAACACGAUCACUUUGAUCAUCCCGAGCGACAAGAAUGGAAGGGCACAGAUCCAACGCUAGGCAGAGCUCAGAUCCAAGGAAAGAUUAUGAAUGAACUCACAUCAGUAGACCAAGCAUGCGCGGAAAGAGUCAGGAGGACUUUCAAAGAAGCCAUCGCUUUGAUUCUGCGUGAAAAGGGAAAACAAUAUGGCUCCCUAGACGAGUACUUGGAUUUCCGACUUAUUGAUGCCGGAACAUCCGUCAUAGAGGCCUUGUUACUCUUCGGCAUGGGUGUGACACUUACCGAAGAAGAGGACGAUCAGCUCGAACCCAUCCGCAAACCAGGCUUCAUAGCAUUAGCACUAGCAAACGACUACCUUUCUUUUGACCGAGAAUACCUCGAGUUCUCAGAGUCAGGACAAGUGGGGACAUUGUCGAACGCUGUCUGGUUGUAUAUGCAGUGGAACGACGUGGACGUCGAUGUCGCAAAAAGGGUGAUACUGGACGUAACACGGCAGAAUGAAGACAAAUUUCUGGAGAACUGCGCAAAUUACCGACGAGAAAACAAGAAAAUGUCCCAGAAAUUGAGCAGACACCUGUAUGCACUAGAGUGCCAGAUCAGCGGGAACGUGGUUUGGAGUUUGAACAGCCCUCGAUACCGUCCUGAAGCCAGAUACGAUCCAAAUGCUGGUCUGGAAGAUGAACUGACAGCAAAAUCAAUGCCAGAGGCCCUGGGAAUCAACUACGAGGCUCGAUUUAUCCGCAAGCCUGAGGAACACGCAGGCAAACCGAGCAUCAUAAAUCCUCAUCUAAGGAUUGUCAAUUCACGGAAGUCUUCGUCUGAGACUUGCAUUACGGUCUCUGAUGAAACCGUAUCAAUAGCAGACAGCAGUUGCUCUCGCUCGUCACUUGAUUCGGUUUCCUCGAGCUCUGAAAUCGAGCAGACGGUGGUCGUUCAUUCCCCAAAGAGUGUGUCUUUGGACUCUAGGUAUGCCAGAGCACCAGUUGACUACAUCAAGUCACUACCCUCUGGAGGUGCACGAGAUGUUUUCAUAAAUGCAUUGGCUGUAUGGUUCAAUGUACCUCCACUGGCCGUGUCGCGUGUCAAAUCAAUAGGAAAUCGCCUCCACUCCGCAUCCCUCAUACUCGAUGACGUCGAAGACAGGUCCACUCUUCGAAGAGGCGAACCAGCAGCGCAUGCUGUUUUUGGUGUUGCGCAGACAAUCAACUCAGGAUGCUACGAGUUUGUAAGAGCGGUGGAAGAAGCUCGGCAGCUGGGCCCUGAUGCAGUCGAGAUAGUCCUCGAAGGGCUAGACGAAUUGCAUGUCGGACAGUCGCAUGACCUCUACUGGACACAAAACAACUUGUGUCCGUCAGACAGCGAGUACCUAGAAAUGGUAAAGAAGAAGACAGGAGCAAUGUUUCUACUCCUUACGCGACUACUUCUCACAUGUUCGACGAGCAAAGAGUCAAACAAGCACAUAAUCGCUGAUGUCGAAGAUCUUGUAAGCCUUAUUGGGAUACAAUACCAGAUCCGUGACGACUACCAGAACCUUUGCUCCAAAGACUAUACUGAGAAAAGGGGGUUCUGUCAAGAUUUGGAUGAAGGCAAGUUUUCCUUUCCACUAAUACACGCGUUGAGCGUACAGUCGGAAAGAACUCAGCUACUGCGUGAGCUUCUUCAGCGGAGAAGAGAUGCGGGGCACCUCUCAUAUGAGCAGAAGAAUCUCUUACUUAAGCAACUUGACCGCACAGGUAGUAUGUCAUAUACGCGCGAGACAUUGAAGCGGCUGGAAGGUGAGGUAUACAAAGGUGUGAAGAAGAUUGAGGACGCUACGAAGACGGAAAACUUGAUCUUGAGAGCCUUGUUGCAAAGAUUGGAGGUAUGA
Messenger RNA from Bipolaris maydis ATCC 48331, 2205 nucleotides. Lineage: Eukaryota; Fungi; Ascomycota; Dothideomycetes; Pleosporales; Pleosporaceae. The record is from RefSeq and is a predicted model, not a curated record.